This is a messenger RNA of Emiliania huxleyi CCMP1516, 885 nucleotides long. RefSeq lists its product as hypothetical. The transcript has a single exon. The record is from RefSeq and is a predicted model, not a curated record. NCBI's taxonomy places the organism in Eukaryota, Haptophyta, Isochrysidales, Noelaerhabdaceae. Bases 1 to 666 code for a protein of 221 amino acids. Gene Ontology annotation, cellular component: cytoplasm. Gene Ontology annotation, biological process: AMP salvage; adenine salvage. Gene Ontology annotation, molecular function: adenine binding; adenine phosphoribosyltransferase activity; AMP binding.
AUGUCGAACGACGACACCCUGGAGCUGACGAUCAAGAGGCUCGUGAGACCAGUCCGUGGCUUUCCCAACCCCGACUUCACGUUCGGCGACAUCACGCCGCUCUUAGCGGACGGGCAUGCGUACAGCGCAGUCAUCGACGCGUUCGUUGAGCGCUACAAGGACGCGGGGCUCGUGGCGAUCGCAGCGCCCGAGGCGCGUGGCUUCUUCUUCGGCUGCCCUGUCGCUGCAAAGCUAGGCAUCGGCUUCCUUCCCGUUCGCAAGAUGAAUCAGCUGCCUGGCGACACCCACCGAAGCCCGAUUGUCGCUAUGGAUUAUGGCGAACGCUGCUUGGAGGUCCACUCCGACAUCCUACCAGGUGGUAGAACGGGCAAGGUUGCUGUAAUCGACGACAUUCUCGCCACGGGUGGCUCCGCCUUGGCGUGCUGCGGCAUCCUCGAGCAGCUCGGGAUGCAUAUCCACGAGGUGGCGGCGGUGUACGACUACUCGGCGGGGAAGUCGGCCCUGCCUGGGCGUGGGCUGCUCACGGACCAGGGCUACUCGGUCUUCGCGCUCGCGAAGUUCUGCGACGACCGCGUCGAGGGCAAGAUGCUGUGGUGGCUCGAGCGCGGCACAGACGACGAUGUCGUCCUCUCGCCGCACAUCGGGAAAAUGAACAAGCAGCACUGAGCGCUGCUCGUACGUCUUGGUCCUACGUAGUACGCGUCACGCAUAUCUUGCGCCGCCGUGGCUUGUCGCCGGGAAAUUCUUGCCCGUGCGCGUACCACCUGUGUUAGUGCCAGUGUGUGUGUGCGCGCGCGCGCGCGCCCAGUGCCCAGUGUUGAAGUUGGAGCAAUUGGAGUGCAGCGCAGCGCACCUGAAAAGAAGUCGAGGAGGAAGACAGAAAAA